This is a messenger RNA of Hyla sarda, 987 nucleotides long. RefSeq names its product odorant receptor 131-2-like. Gene Ontology annotation, molecular function: G protein-coupled receptor activity. The record is from RefSeq and is a predicted model, not a curated record. Gene Ontology annotation, cellular component: membrane. NCBI's taxonomy places the organism in Eukaryota, Metazoa, Chordata, Amphibia, Anura, Hylidae. The coding region runs from base 1 to 987 and encodes 328 amino acids. The transcript has a single exon. Gene Ontology annotation, biological process: G protein-coupled receptor signaling pathway.
AUGAAAAUCUUCAGAGAAAAGAACAUCGCUGUUUCAAGAAUGGUUAACACUUCGCUACUCCAAAGCAACAUGACCCAAGUGUCCCUCCUGUCCAACAAGCUGCUGGAGUACACAAAGUUGACUAUAAUACUCCUGAUCAUACUGGGCUUUUGUUUCUUCACCUGCUUUGUCACAAUGAUACUGAAAGUCUUCUUCAUGACCCCACACCUCCGAUACAGCUCCCGAUACGUCCUCUUUGUCUACAUGCUCACCAAUGAUACAUACUUUGUCUACUUGGGCUUCUAUUUGGUGAUUUCUUCUUUUUAUGAAUUACAUAUUCCCAUAUCUUUAUGUUUCUUCUUGUACAGCCUCGGAAACAUAGCCUAUAAAGUAACCCCUUACAGCCUGGCGGCCAUGGCCGUAGAACAAUACGUGGCUAUUUGUCACCCACUACGACAUGCGGAGCUCUAUACAACCUACAGAGCUCGUGUGACCUUCACCAUGAUAUGUUCCUUGUUGGCCGGCCUUCAAGUAAUCGAACUAUUUGUCAUGGUCUCCUCGAUUACCAAUAUAUUGGAUCUUUAUAUUAUAUGUAGGACGACUUUGCUGGUAGUUAAUCCCAUUCAGAAUGUUUUGAGGUCCAUCAAUGUCAUCCUCUGCUUCUCCUCGGUGGGAUUGGUCAUCCUGGUUACUUACAUCAAGAUUAUGGUUGUUGCUCACAGAAUAAGUUCUGGUUUGUCUUUGGCUUCAAAAGCCGGAAAAACCGUCAUGCUCCACGCAUUUCAGCUACUUUUAUGCAUGGCGUCCCUGUUCUCCAGUCUAACAGAGUCCAUUGACAUCAACCAGGUUGAGCUUCUGUCCCUUAUAAACUUUUUUCUAUUUACUUGUGUUCCAAGAUUCCUCAGCCCAGUUAUUUAUGGAUUCCGCGAUGAAACGCUGAGAAGACAUAUUAAGUUAUCUUUAGCACAUAUUACUCAUAACUUUUACGGUAAGAAAGUCUUUAGAUAA